AUGGUGAUUUCUGGGGGGUGUUUGAGAUUGCUUAUUGUAUUCUACUGCAAGGCCAACCGAGCUUUCCUUUUGCCAAGCCUUUCAUUGCCUUCUUCGCCCCUAAUUCACCCACCGACUUUCGAGCAAGAUCUCGAUGAUCACUGCAUGUGA
Pseudocercospora fijiensis CIRAD86 is the source of this 150-nucleotide messenger RNA. RefSeq lists its product as uncharacterized. The transcript is spliced from 2 exons. NCBI's taxonomy places the organism in Eukaryota, Fungi, Ascomycota, Dothideomycetes, Mycosphaerellales, Mycosphaerellaceae. Bases 1 to 150 code for a protein of 49 amino acids. The record is from RefSeq and is a predicted model, not a curated record.